Messenger RNA from Carassius gibelio (silver crucian carp), 866 nucleotides. RefSeq names its product cysteine and glycine-rich protein 3. Gene Ontology annotation, molecular function: actinin binding; structural constituent of muscle. The transcript has 6 exons. Gene Ontology annotation, cellular component: nucleus; cytoplasm; Z disc. Gene Ontology annotation, biological process: sarcomere organization; cardiac muscle contraction; muscle tissue development. The coding region runs from base 122 to 700 and encodes 192 amino acids. The record is from RefSeq and is a predicted model, not a curated record. Lineage: Eukaryota; Metazoa; Chordata; Actinopteri; Cypriniformes; Cyprinidae.
UACCCGCCAAAGAGGGUCAGAAAUGGACAUCAUCAGGACCCUGAACUCGACAAGAGGUGAAAGCAUCAUUUCCAGGAAAAAAGAUUUCUUAUAUAACCCGUGGACUUAGUCAGAGCUGAAGAUGCCCAACUGGGGAGGAGGAGCCAAGUGUGGGGCCUGUGAGAAGACGGUUUACCAUGCUGAGGAGAUCCAGUGCAAUAGCCGGAGCUUCCACAAAACCUGCUUCAUCUGCAUGGCUUGUCGUAAAGGUUUGGACAGCACUACAGUUGCAGCACACGAGUCUGAAAUUUACUGCAAAUCCUGCUACGGCAAGAAAUAUGGUCCAAAGGGUUAUGGGUACGGCCAGGGCGCCGGAGCGUUGAGUUCUGACCCCGUCAAUAAUGAAGAACUUCAGCCUCAAGAGUCCAAAGCUCCCCGUCCUGCAUCUGCUAACUCAAACCCAAAGUUUGCACAGAAGUUUGGGAGCACAGAUCGCUGUCCUCGCUGCUCUAAAGCCGUUUAUGCAGCAGAGAAAGUCAUGGGCGCUGGAAAGGCCUGGCACAAAACCUGCUUCCGCUGUUUAUUGUGUGGGAAGAGCCUGGAAUCCACCACGGUGACGGAUAAAGAUGGAGAGCUCUAUUGUAAAGUUUGCUAUGCCAAAAACUUCGGUCCAAAGGGGCGUGGCCUGGGGAACCUGGGUGUGGUUGAGGAGAAUGAUUGACAAGUUUAGUCCAACACAAUCCAGCACUUUCUCACUGCACCCAGCACGUCAAUAAUAGCGGAUUUUUUUUACACACUGUACAACAAUGACUAUUUUUCUCAUUAUUGUAAAAAUUCUGCUUUGCCUCACAGGAACAAAAUUAAUAAAAUUGAACAAUAAUUCCGCA